AUGGCAGGACCUUUCCUUACGCCAUGGCAGUGCUUGCGCGCCCUCAUCCUCUUCUUCCCAUGCAUGUCCUUUGCUCUGGUCGACAUCCGGGCAGCUUUCAAUCUUGCAAGACCCAACACGGGCGGCAACUGCGAAGCCCGCAUAAAUCAGCUGAACGGCUUUUUCAGCGAGGCUGAUCAGAUGACCACGGACGCAAUCAAUAUGCUGAGGGCCGCGAUCUCGACGACACCCGACAUUGGCGAAAAUGAGCGUGGCCAGGCUCAGCGGGCUGCCACCACCUGGCUCUCGGCCCUCACCGACGCUGAUCGUGGCGUCGCCAUUGACACAUUCCGCCGCAUACGUGACUUCCUCGACAGAGGCCAGAACGCGGACCAUCCGCAGAAGCCAGCCUGGUUAUUUUGCGACGAUACCUGGCUUGCCAAGCAUCAAUGGACGAACCCAGUGCAAAACCAGAACGGAGCGUUCAUCCUGGUUCCUACGAGCACCGGUACGCGCUUUAAGCUGAUCCAGGAGCAAUACCCGACGCGGUUUCAACAGAACCCGGGCCUGCUCCCCUAUUUCGCGGCGUCGAUCGGGACCUACGUCCUCGAUCUCGACUAUGGAACUAGCAGCUACUGCGGAGAAAGCAACCUGGGCGCCACCCAAGACGAGUCGCCCAAUGCGGCCACCAUGACUCUAUGCCCCGUCUCGUUCAACUCCGGUGCGUCGGCUCCAGCAGCAAGUCUCGGUGCCGAUGGCGGGAAUGGGCCCGGGUUCCAGCGCUACGCGCCUCCGUCAUUGACCAUGUAUCAUGAGCUGUUCCACCUUGUUCUCGGCGCUGCGCAGUCCGACGACGUCCAAGUCAACAACGCCGUAGGCAACGCUGUGGGCGACGUCAACACGAGGCUAAUUGCCACCCGUGCUGCCAGGGCCGCGAACAGGGGAAACAGGGCGCAGCUACAAAGAAUCCUCAGAAACCCGGAGUCGUACACGUGGUUUGCCCUCCAGGCCUGGUAUUUCUACCGGCGGAACCAGUACUUUAACCCCGAUGAAAACGGUGUGGUUGACAGGCUGCUCUAAAGUGGGACUGAGAACCGUGGACGGUGACGGUUGAAGCUCAUUCUGUACGACGAUAUCUUUUGCCUUGAUCGCCAAUUUACUGCUGUUGUACUGCCCUUGGCUCU
Molecule: messenger RNA, 1163 nt
Organism: Chaetomium strumarium
Lineage: Eukaryota; Fungi; Ascomycota; Sordariomycetes; Sordariales; Chaetomiaceae
Exons: 3
Coding region: 1-1059 (352 amino acids)
Molecular function (GO): metallopeptidase activity
Source: RefSeq, a predicted model, not a curated record